AUGACCCCGGAUAAUGCCCCCGGCCCCAGUCGCUUGCCUCCUCGCCCGCCUCCCCCUCCCGCACCGACGGAGGAUGGCUGCAGCAACAGUCUAGCAGACGUGGACGCGUCCCCGCCCGCGGAGGAGCUGCUGAACCCCGCGGACGGCGGCGCAAGUCCCGACCGCCUGGAGGCGUGUUGUCGACGAGAUCGAGCGGAGGCGCGAUCCCCCCAGAGUCCCAUUGGCCAUCGAUCGUCUGCCUCUCCCCCGCCCAGCCGCCGUGAAUCCCUGUCAGUCGUACGCCCCCUUCCUCCCCCAGAGUCCGCCCACCAUGCUCCUCCUCCUCGCUGUCCUCCCCCAUCUCCCCUUCCUACUUCUGGCCCCGCUGCUAUCCCUCUUUCUCCCCCGGGCACCACAACCCCCUCUAGACCGAUCCCUCUAUCCGGCCUAGAUCCUGACCACUCGACGUCUCAACAGUCUCGACCUCCUCGCGCUCACGACGAGUCCAACAUGUCCUUGCUCCAUCAAUUGCCCCUUCUCCUCCACUGUCCACUCUGCAAACCCUCCCGCAUCCUUGUUUCCCCCAUCACACUCCGCUGUGGACACACCAUCUGCGCCGAACACGUCCUCCCACCGUCGCUCUCAUCCUCCAGCCUCCCUUCGUCUUCCCAUACUCGUUUCUCCCCCGCACCCGCAUCCGCACCCGCACCCGCACCCGCAACCGCAACCACUUCCUCCGACUUGCGCCCGCUAUCUGUUUCGCGAUGUCCUAUUCCCACCUGUAAUUCUGCUCCCCCCGUAUCUGCCUUCACAUCCGCCGUACUCCACCCCGCAUCCACUGUCACAUAUCUCCCUGCUCCUGCCACCCCAUCCUCCGGUUCCCAGACGGGCACCCCUCUCCCAUCGCCUACAUGCGUCGAUGUGACGGCAAAUAAAAUCAUCACUCUCGUCCAAGACGCACAGGCAUGGUUCACCAACGACCGUGAUCGCGAGCACGCCCGCGUCCCCGCGUACGCCGCGGAGUCGGACGAGGAGACCGACUCCGAGACCGACGGCGAUGUGGACGGCGUUCCUGCGCCCUCCGCCGAAGACCUCACGGAAGGUCUCUAUCUCGAUUCGGGUGCGGUCACGGCUCCAGAUUCCGGCAACAUCGACGCCUCACUUAGCCAUAAUCGCUACUCUACUAAUCCAGCCUCUCCGAACACACGCCAGCGUCAGCGCUCUCCCUCACCGCAUCCGCGCCCGCGCAAACGCCGCCGACGCCUGCAUCCUCGCCCACGUUCUCGCCGUGAUCCUCCUGCCAUCGUGCGCGAGAAUGAGCGUCGAGACCCACAGUCGCGCUUUGAGAAAGAACUACGAACAGAGUUGACUUGCGAGAUUUGCUUUGGACUGCUUUUACAGCCAACAACAACACCGUGCCAGCAUGUGAGUUCUCAUCAUCAGUCUCUUCCGUAA
Molecule: messenger RNA, 1434 nt
Organism: Fibroporia radiculosa
Lineage: Eukaryota; Fungi; Basidiomycota; Agaricomycetes; Polyporales; Fibroporiaceae
Exons: 2
Coding region: 1-1434 (477 amino acids)
Source: RefSeq, a predicted model, not a curated record